Messenger RNA from Chiloscyllium plagiosum (whitespotted bambooshark), 1148 nucleotides. NCBI's taxonomy places the organism in Eukaryota, Metazoa, Chordata, Chondrichthyes, Orectolobiformes, Hemiscylliidae. The record is from RefSeq and is a predicted model, not a curated record.
UAUAAGUAACUAAAACCUGUGUGUCUUCAUAGGUGUCAUGGAGAAGUUGGGUCUGGGCCCUGAAGAUUUAUUUAGCCAGAAUCCAAAGCUUAUCUAUGCCAGGUUGACUGGGUUUGGACAAAGUGGACUAUAUUCCCGAAAUGCUGGGCAUGAUAUCAACUACAUUGCAGUAUCAGGUCUUCUGUCAAAAUUUGGCAGGAAAGGUGAGAAACCUUAUGCACCACUAAAUGUUAUCGCUGACUUUGCUGGAGGUGGCAUUAUGUGUGCCAUGGGUAUAAUGCUAGCCCUGUAUGAGAGAAUACGAUCUGGAAAAGGACAGCUCAUCGAUGCAAGCAUGAUCGAAGGAGCAGCUUACUGUGGCUCUUGGUUUUGGAAAUCACAGCAGUUGGGCAUUUGGGAUCAGCAAAGAGGUGAAAACCUACUGGACACUGGAGCACCAUUCUAUGAAACCUACAAGACAUCGGAUGGAAAGUACAUGGCUGUGGGUGCAUUGGAGCCUCAGUUUUAUGAGCAACUGAUAGAAGGUCUUGGCUUGGAUUCCACCAAACUCCCCCCUCAGAACAGCCAAUCUGACUGGCCUGAGUUAAAAAGAAUUUUUACAGAAGCAUUUGCUGCAAAGAGCCAAGAACACUGGACCAAGAUCUUUGAUGGAACUGAUGCUUGUGUUACUCCUGUUUUGUCUUUCCAAGAAGCUUUCAGUCAUCCACACAAUCGAGAAAGGGGAUCUUUUAUUACUGCUCAGGAUGGACAAGUCAGCCCGAGACCAGCUCCGGUCCUGUCCCGGACCCCAGCCAUUGUCAGCUUGGAAAGGGAUCCACGAGUGGGAGAGCACACACAACUUGUGUUGGCCGAGCAUGGUUUCACAAAAGAGCAGAUAAAUAAACUCGAGUCUGCUGGUGUUAUUGAAUGCAAUAGAUCAAAAUCUAAUUUGUAACAGAAACUAUUAUGUUUUAUUUCACAAUAUUAUAAUAAUCAAAUUUUGUGCCUGAGUGGUAUUUGAAUUAUUUCAUUUUCAAAAAAAUGAAUUUUAUUUUUCUCAUUAAAUUUUAAAAAUUGAAUCAAUUGCUAUCAAACAUAAGCAUUUACACAAAACAAAUUAAUUUUUUACAUUUUCAAUAAGUAUUGAAAUUAAACGAACAUGAGACUCA